GUCUUUUACUUUUUUUAGUCACAGAUAACGAAAGCAAGUCCGACACGCAUUUCUUUUCCUGAUCUUGAAACUGAGUUACUUUGCAGCUUUUUUUCCCGUCCUGCAAAGAGAACACCCCUUGCCAUCAUGUUGUUAUCGUGUAGCAGGCCUGGGUUGGCUUGCUAAGUGCACACAAGAUACUAGUACACGGAAUGAUAAGUGCAGUCCGAGACUGGUGUGACCAGCGGAAUGCUAACGGGAAAUGGAACUCGUCCCGGUACUGCGUGGGGAGCAUUUCGGUGCCUGCACGUUUGCUGGCUGCUAUGGCUCGGUGCUUUCGUCAACUAUAGUACACAGCAAUCCAAUGCAGAGGAUCCAGCUAGUGAUUGGCUGUGCAGCGCAAGCGGUGUUGCGCAGUACCAUUUCCAGUUCCACACGCAGUGGAUAGACCCACCUCCACCACAAUCCCAGCAGCCUACGUGGUCUUGGACAUACGGAGCUUCUCACUCACCCUGUUUCACCAUGUGGAGAGAAGGAGAGAAGCUGGAUGCAAAGUACCCGAAAAGGCAGCAACGAGGUGGCUUUGGUAUUCAUGGUUUAGACCUGCUGCAAACCUCAGACCCAGGAAAUGAUCCUGUCGUUCAAACAGUUCAGGAGGCAAGUAUCAAACUGAACCGAUAUUACCCGCUUGUGUCAGCCAUUACUGAAAUCCACCCAAGUCCCGACUGGUUUGUGGGAAUAGAUUCCCUUAGCCUUUGUGACGGUCCUCACUGGAUACAGCAGCUGGCUAUUCCAGUGUAUCCGUAUGAUUCAGGUUGGGACAGUGGACUUAAUUUCACCUCCUCAAAUCCACUUGAAAGCUGGGAACGUGAACGGAUAGCAGCCUUGACAACAACAAGCAGACGCAGUCUUUCGUUUCGCAAAAAUUGCUCUGAUGCGGUCACUUCAGCCAUGGGGGUGUAUCUAUUCAAUUUGACAGAAGUGGAUGAGGAGGCUGAUGUACAGAACAGUUACUGCCGUAAUACUGGCAUCACGAGUGCUCCAACCCAAGAAACUCCAACAGAUAUCACCCCCGGCACUACUCCUCAUGUUUCGAAUCGCACGAUAGGCGGCGGCUGUCCAAGCAAGCUGCCGCAGAGAGUGUCUUGGAUAGAUUGCAAUAGCGAUGCAAACUGUACGCUCACAGGCUCGACUGGCGACAUCUGCUGCAGUGAUCCUGGUCUGAGCAACCUGUACAGUAUGUGUGUCGCUGGCUGUUACGCAAUGCAGUGCAGACAAGCGUGCCCACACGGUCGUUAUCAGUACACGCAGCAGCACUGCCCUAUGUGUAUAUGCGAUCCUACUGACCCAUGUUCGACGACUUUCACAGGUGCUCCAUCAAUCUCUACAUCGGCCACAGCCACGAGCAACGCUACUACCAUCACAGUCACUGAGCCAGCGACCAGCACACACAUUACAUCCAGUAAAGCUACAGGCAGCAGCAGCACCACCACUGGCAGCAGCAGCACCACUAGCAGCAGCAGCAGCUCGCCACACGCAAGUACAUCAAGCAUAGCAGUGUCAAGCCACUCUACUAGUCACGUGCCAACAGCAACUCCUCCAGUUCCUCCUCUUACUUCCGCCAUUGGAACAACAAUUCAAACUAAACCCCACACUACGCAACCAUCACAGCCCAGCAGCAGCAGCAGCAGCACCACCACCAACAACAAGAAUACACCACUGUCAACAGCACCAACAAUACCAGUCACCACACCGACCAGCUUCCCGUCACCCAGUGGAUCUACGGUAACAAGUGGAAAAGUAACACGUGCAACACCUAUGACAUCAUCUAUGACAUCAUCCACUUCCAAGGCAACAUCUAUGACAUCAUCCAGUUCCAAGGAGUCAACCGUGCCCAUUACCGACACCACCCAGACAAAGCCGGUAUCCACUGCGGACCACAGUAGUAGCACAGCGAGUCGGGCUACUCCAGCCGUGACGUCGGCAUUCACUCAUUCCAUGGCAUCAUCAGGUGCCACGACUCAUGCAGUUAUGUCAUCGAAUAGCACCCGUCCAGCAACGACGUCAUCCAGCUCUCUGUCGUCUUCAUCAUCAGUGUCAACAGCAGUGACAGCAGGACCUGUGACAGAGCCGCACAGUUUACGAUCCGGAUCAGCAUUGGCACGUGGCCUUGUGGGUGCUGUGAUUGCUCUGUGUGCAGUAGUUGCACUUUCCUUUCUGAUUGUAAAACUCCGUCAAAAGAGUAAUCGAUGUCGCUCACUGCUAAGUCAUUUCAGGUUCCAGAGAAUAGAAAGACCAAUAUCGAUGGAAAGUCUCGUCGGCCGGAAUGAUCAAGAACCCGACAUCUCCGUGAGGACAACUGGCAGUCUCCAUUUCUUUGAGAAUGAAGCGUACGAAGGUGGAUCGGAUGGCGAGGAGAUGCUGCAGAUGGAUGAUGAGUGUGAGAUGUAGGUCAGAUUAUCAAAUGCCCUCAUUGCAGGCUCGGCGGAACCGGUCCGGUUGGUCAGGCCAUGGCCGGACCAACGUUUUGCCCACCAAUUUGUGUUUAGUGCUGAUGAGGUCAUGUGUCUACACUCCAUAAAACAGACAGUCUCCAUCAUACACAAAGUAGGAUAGGUUAGGGUAUGGCCGGACCAAUAAAAAAGAAACUGCUUCCACACCGGUCCUGCACUGCCAGUGUUGUUUUAGAGAGCCAUUCCCCUGGUCAGCUGGUCACCUGGUCGUGUGCUAAGUGGAUGGGAUUGAUGGUUUCGGAUCAGCUUCACUGCUACACACUGUAUCUUGGCGUGAUUGAACGUGCCUCUCAGGCGUCAGCACUGAUUUCCGGCUUGGCAUUUAAUGAUAGUGGUCUUGAAUAGCCUCGGAGACAUCGGAGACAGGGCAAUUGACUUACAUGUACGUGGUACGCAAAGGCCACGAGGAGCCUGGAACUCGUUCUGCUUAUAGCUGUCAGUAUCCUACACAACACGAUGCCAGUUAGCUAACGGCAUGGCUGACCCAUGUUGCGACAGAAGCACGACAUCAUUUGCAGACCAGUGCAUGGAUACGAAGCUGUCUUGAGACCGGGCAAAUUUUGAUUUGGUCAGCAAUAACACAGCGUACCUUUGAGAUUUUCCAAAUUCCUCUCUUUCACCGCUUGGUGGCGAUCGGCCAAAAAGGUUGUCAUGGAGGGAAAUGAUGCAUAAUUAGCCAUGACGGCAUGUCAGAGCAACAACUACCAAUUGAUCUCAUUUUUGAAAACUCCAAUUGGCCAAAGUUUAAUGACAGCCAAACCUUCCAUCUCAGGAUCGGCCAAAGUUUCGGCUCACUGGCCAAAAUUUGUCGAUUUACAGUAUCAGUGACUCUACUGGCCAAUCUCUCUUCUGUCUGCAUCUACCUGAAGAGAUGGCAAUGCCAUGUACUCGCAGAAGCUUUCAAAGAAGUUGCUUGCGAAGAGCCUCAAGUUAGUUUUGUUCUUCAGUCUGGUCACCUCUAAUUAUUUCAAAGUAUUUUAAUUUCGAUAUAACUCUAUUUUUUUGAAGAGCCCCAUUUUAUCCUAUCAUUUCCAAAGUGCCACUGUUUUCAAUCAAGACUAGACAUACUUGAGCUAUACUUGCAUCCGGAUGCGAGCAAAACAUGA
Messenger RNA from Sycon ciliatum, 3598 nucleotides. RefSeq names its product mucin-5AC-like. Bases 229 to 2430 code for a protein of 733 amino acids. The record is from RefSeq and is a predicted model, not a curated record. Lineage: Eukaryota; Metazoa; Porifera; Calcarea; Leucosolenida; Sycettidae. The transcript has 10 exons.